Diorhabda sublineata is the source of this 1059-nucleotide messenger RNA. Its product is annotated as cAMP-dependent protein kinase catalytic subunit alpha-like. Gene Ontology annotation, molecular function: ATP binding; cAMP-dependent protein kinase activity. The record is from RefSeq and is a predicted model, not a curated record. Gene Ontology annotation, cellular component: cAMP-dependent protein kinase complex; nucleus. Lineage: Eukaryota; Metazoa; Arthropoda; Insecta; Coleoptera; Chrysomelidae. The coding region runs from base 1 to 1059 and encodes 352 amino acids. Gene Ontology annotation, biological process: peptidyl-serine phosphorylation. The transcript has 4 exons.
AUGACGGAUGAAAAGCUUCAAAAGCAUUAUUUAACUUUUGAAACGUAUUUGAGAAGGAGUAAAAAAGAAUUUGAGGCACGCAUCGAAGGGGAAAUGAAGAUUACUGCGCAACUAGAGGAUUUCAAAUUGAUGAAAGUAUUGGGAACGGGGUCUUUUGGAAAAGUUAUGUUGUGCAAAUACAAAGAGGACGAUAAUAUGUAUGCUAUGAAAAUUAUGGAAAAAGUUAAUAUUGUAAGAACGAAACAGGUGGCGCAUACUAUUUCGGAAAUAAGAUUUUUAGAUGCUUUCAAGUUUCCUUUUAUUGUAAGUUUACAACAUUUUUUUAAAAAUAACGUGUACGUAUUUCUCGUAAUGCCUUUCAUUAAUGGCGGCGAAAUGUUUUACCAUUUACGGUCACUAAAAAAAUUCGAAGAACACUUGGCGAAAUUUUAUACGGCGCAAGUUAUUUUAUCUUUCGAAUAUAUGCACUACUUGGGUAUCGUCUAUAGAGAUUUAAAACCAGAAAAUAUACUAAUAGAUUCGUCGGGGUACCUUAAAAUUACGGAUUUGGGUUUUUGCAAGAAAAUUGAUAGCCAGAGGACGUACACACUUUGUGGUACUCCCGAAUAUUUAGCCCCCGAAAUCAUUCUUAGUCAAGGAUAUAAUUAUUCAGUGGACUGGUGGUCAUUAGGUAUAUUAAUAUAUGAAAUGUGCGCUGGUUUUCCGCCGUUUUUCGCUAAAGAUCACAUGAAAUUGUACGAAAAAAUUGUUUCGGGAAAAUUUUCUUGUCCCCCACACUUUUCCAGAGCAGCGAAAGAUUUAGUUACUAACAUUUUACAAGUGGACAGAAGUAAAAGGUUUGGAGUUAUGAAAAGUGGAACGAAAGAUAUAAAAGGACACGAUUGGUUUAAGGGUUUAGAUUUUGAUAUCGUUUUCGCGAAAAAAUACAAACCCACAUUUAUUCCUGUAGUUCAAGGUCAAGGAGAUACAAAGUUUUUUGAGCCGUACGGAGAUAUGGAACUUCGUGAAGCGUCAUUUAAUGAAUACGACGAGGAAUUCAAGUCUAUGAGCUUAAAAUGA